UAAAUAAAAUUUUGAAAACGAAACAUGGUCGAGAUAAAACCAUUCGAUUCAGCACUGCAAAAAAUUGCCACUGAGGAACUAAAUGAAGUUCCCUCCAGAAUUGCCGAAGACUUGGAGUCAUUUAAAUUAUGGAUUGAACAACAACCCCAUUUGAAGGCCCGUACCGAUGAUCAAUUUCUGAUACAAUUUCUACGAGGCUGUAAAUAUAGCAUGGAAAGAGCCAAAGUGAAAAUCGAUCUUUACUAUACGCUGAAAACGAAAUUUCCCCAGAUGUUCGGCGUUUAUGAUGUAGAUGAUCGGCAAUUGCGUCGCAUGUGUCGUUUAGGCUGUUUUCUGCCAUUACCGCAACCCUUAAAUGACAACGGAUGUCGUUUGAUUGUGGGUCAUUUUAAUUAUAGUCCCAAUGACUUCACAUUGGAAGAAAUUAUCCAUCCCGGCAUUGCCAUUUCUGAACUAAUGUUCAUUGAUGAUCCAUAUGCUUGUGUAUCUGGUAUCAUGUCCAUAAUUGAUAUGUCCAAGGUGACUAUGGCCCACCUGCUGCAAGCAAGUCCACUAUUCCUCAAAACAACCGUGACAUAUGUUGAAAAAUCUCUGCCUUUGCGCAUUAAGGCCAUUUACUUUGUAAAUGUGCCGUCAAUGGCGCAUAGUUUUUUCAAAAUGUUACUACCAAUAUUCUCUGAAAAAUUACGUCAAAGGAUUAUCUUAUGCGCCAACGUGGAGGAGUUAAAACAACACAUACCUCUCAAGUAUCUGCCGGAGUAUUACGGAGGUGCAAAUGGUUCAAUGGAGGAUCAUAUAAAGGCCAUGAACGCCAAACUGGAUGAGUAUAGAGAGUAUUUCAAAGAGAACGCCAAAUAUGGUACCGAUGAAUCUUUGCGUCUUGGUAAAUCUUCAGCUGGCGAUGAUUUAUUUGGUUGUGGUGGUUCAUUUCGAAAAUUGGAAGUUGAUUUCAUCGACAACAUUAAAAUGAAGAACUUCUCAACGCUGAAUGAAGAAUUGCAAAAAAUUGCCAACGAAGAGUUGGGCGAGGUACCCUCAAGAAUCCACGAAGAUUUGGCAGCCAUACGUUUGUGGCUGCAACAUCAACCACAUUUGAAAUAUCGCGAUGAUGAUCAAUUCCUUUUGCAAUUUUUGAGAGGCUCGAAAUAUAGCAUGGAAAAGGCCAAGACCAAAUUGGAUUUGUAUUAUUCGCUGAAAUCCAAGUACCCUGAAAUGUUGAAUCUCUGCAAUGUGGAUGAUGAACGAUUUCGACAAGUCUGUAAAUUGGGGACCUUUCUGGCCUUACCCAAUCCGGUAAAUGGUGUUGGACCACGAAUUGUCCUUGGGCGCUAUUGUUAUCCCACAAAUAAAUAUAGUGUGGAGGAUAUUUUCCGUCCUGCCUGUGCUCUACAUGAAAUACUACUGGCCCAGGAUCCCUAUGCCUGCAUCUGCGGCAUUGUUUACAUUGUGGACUUUAAAGAAGCCACCGCCAGUCAUUUUCUUCAAAUGACACCCAAUUUUUGUAAGAAACUUGUUUCAUUUUUGGAAAAAUCAAUGCCUCUGCGCAUCAAAUCGGUUUAUUAUAUAAAUACGUCGGGCGCCGCUCAACAGUUUUUUAAGAUUUUAUUUCCUUUCUUUUCCCAAAAACUGAGAGAAAGGGUCCAUGUCAUGGGCGAUGAUUUAACGGAAAUGCUGAAGGAUCUCUCGCCCCAGUGUCUGCCCAAAGAUUAUGGCGGAAAUUUACCCAGCCUUGAGGAAUUGGUGUUGGAUUUUAACAAGAAAUGGGAUAGCUGCCGUGAAUUCUUCCAGGAGAAUGUCAAUUGUGGUACCGAUGAAACCCUGCGUCCCGGCAAGCCACUCGAUAUCGAUGGUCUAUUUGGUGUUGGUGGUUCUUUUAGGCAGCUUAUUGUUGAUUAAAUGAAGAAUUAAGCAUUACCAUAUUAGUAUAAUUAAAUUGGCUAUCUGGUUUUGUUUUUUACGUUCAUU
Musca domestica (house fly) is the source of this 1965-nucleotide messenger RNA. RefSeq lists its product as uncharacterized. Gene Ontology annotation, molecular function: phosphatidylinositol bisphosphate binding. NCBI's taxonomy places the organism in Eukaryota, Metazoa, Arthropoda, Insecta, Diptera, Muscidae. The transcript is spliced from 6 exons. Gene Ontology annotation, cellular component: membrane. The coding region runs from base 25 to 1896 and encodes 623 amino acids. The record is from RefSeq and is a predicted model, not a curated record.